CGGACAUGCUGCCCGAGCCUGCCGACCGGAGGUUAUAAGGACUCGGGCGUCUCAUCGCACCGUCCCAUCGUUAUCUGCGUGCCGUUCUGCCGCUAGGUUGUCGCUAUCGUCGUCGGGCAAAGUGACUCGGGCGCGUACUUGGGUACUUAUUGCAUCGCACGCCAAGGCAGAUCUACGCCCGUCUUCCGUGUCUUCGACCCCUUGCACUUUCAAGCAUCCUCUAAAAUCACCUCCCCUUACAUCACCCACUCUUCCCCUCACCUUAUCCACUCGACCAUGUCUGCCCCAGCCUACGUCGAGAAGCUGAAGAGCAUUCCAAAGGAGAAGUUCCUGUUCGGUCCCUCCCCGAUCCAGUUCCUACCACGCCUCAGUGAGAAGUUGUCAGGUGGCAAGGUCAAGAUUUACGCCAAGCGCGAGGACUGCAACAGCGGGCUAGCGUACGGCGGGAACAAAGUCAGAAAGCUCGAGUAUCUCGUCGCCGACGCUAAGGCGCAGGGCGCGGAUACGCUUGUGUCCGUUGGUGGUGUGCAGAGCAACCACACGCGCGCCGUCACUGCCGUCGCGGCUGCCUCGGGCCUCAAGGCCGUCACCGUGCAGGAGAAGUGGGUGCCCAUCGACCCGCCGCUGUACGACAAGACGGGCAACAUCCUGCUCUCGCGCAUCAUGGGCGGCGACGUGCGGCUGAACCAGGAGGGCUUCGAUAUCGGGCACAAGGAGGCGACGCUGAAGGCGCUGGAGGAUGUGAAGAAUGGGGGCGGGAAGCCCUACUACAUCCCCGCAGGCGCGUCGGACCACCCGCUCGGCGGCCUGGGCUUCACGAACAUCGUGCUGGAGAUCGCGGAGCAGGAGAAGGCGCUCGGCGUGUUCUUCGACACCGUGAUCGUGUGCAGCGUCACCGGCUCAAGCCACGCGGGCCUCAUCGUCGGCGCGGUCGCGGAGGGCAAGGGGCGCAAGGUCAUCGGCAUCGACGCGUCGGGCAAGCCGGAGGCGACGAAGGCGCAGGUCGCACGUAUUGCAAGGGCGACGGCGACGCUGCUGGACCCGAGCCUGACGAUUCCGGAUGAGGCGAUCAUCCUGGACGAGCGCUUCCAUGAGGGCAUCUAUGGGAUUCCGGGCCCGAGCACGAUGGCUGCGAUUGCGACGGCGGCGCAGACGGAUGCCAUGAUCACUGACCCUGUGUACGAAGGCAAGAGCAUGGCUGGUCUGAUCAAGCUGGUCGAGGAGGGCAGUAUCAAGGAGGGAAGCAAUGUGCUUUACGUCCAUCUCGGCGGUCAGCCAGCGCUCAACGCGUACUCGAGCUACUUCUAAGCUGUGUCUCCGGCGUUUUGCUGAUUAUUGCUGCGCUGGCAUCAGCGUGUGUGCAAAAAUGAAUGUAAUACCACUCGUGUACUUUUGGAAAGCCAAUUGCAGUGCACAUACGCCCGC
Schizophyllum commune H4-8 is the source of this 1425-nucleotide messenger RNA. RefSeq names its product 1-aminocyclopropane-1-carboxylate. The record is from RefSeq and is a predicted model, not a curated record. The transcript is spliced from 8 exons. Gene Ontology annotation, molecular function: pyridoxal phosphate binding; D-cysteine desulfhydrase activity; 1-aminocyclopropane-1-carboxylate deaminase activity. Gene Ontology annotation, biological process: amine catabolic process. The coding region runs from base 277 to 1308 and encodes 343 amino acids. NCBI's taxonomy places the organism in Eukaryota, Fungi, Basidiomycota, Agaricomycetes, Agaricales, Schizophyllaceae.